Molecule: messenger RNA, 343 nt
Organism: Staurois parvus
Lineage: Eukaryota; Metazoa; Chordata; Amphibia; Anura; Ranidae
Source: the annotation of a GenBank genome assembly
UGAAAAAAUGGAACCCACCAGCAGUGUGAGGAGACCUGAAAGUGGCACAUGGCAGAAGUGUGUGGCGAUGGAGACAGCAGCAAUGGGAGGCCGUACAGGGACCCAUGACACACUCUGGACCUGGCAGCAGCAUGAGGAGGCGGUACAGGGGCCCAUGGCAGAUUACGGGCCUGGCAGCAGCAAUGGGAGGCCCGUAAUCUGCCAGCACCCUAUGACAAAAUGGAACCCACCAGCAGUGUGAGGAGACCUGAAAGUGGCACAUGGCAGAGUGUGGCGAUGGAGACAGCAGCAAUGGGAGGCGUACAGGGACCCAUGACACACUCUGGACCUGGCAGCAGCAUGA